GGACGCCACCCCCCCGCGGAGACAUGAGGCUCAGCCCGUGGGCCGCCCUGGCCUUGGGGCUGCUGCUCCUCAGCCUCGCCCAAGCCAACUUCGCGCCUCACUUCUUCGACAACGGGGUCGGCAGCACCAAUGGAAACAUGGCUCUGUUCAGUCUCCCAGAGGACACCCCUGUAGGCUCUCACGUGUACACCCUGAAUGGGACAGACCCCGAGGGAGAACCGGUCUCCUACCACAUCAGCUUUGACCCCAGUGCCAGGAGCGUCUUUUCUGUAGACCCCGCUUUUGGAAACAUCACUCUGGUGGAAGAACUGGACAGAGAGAGGGAGGAUGAGAUUGAAGCCAUCAUCAGCAUUUCGGACGGACUGAAUCUGGUGGCAGAAAAAGUCACGGUCUUGGUGACGGAUGCCAACGACGAGGCACCCCAGUUCAUCCAGGAGCCGUACGUUGUCUUGGUCCCCGAGGACACACCUGCUGGGAGCAGCAUCUUUAAGGUCCGUGCAGUGGACAAGGACACAGGCUCUGGAGGGAGUGUCACCUACUUCCUGCAGAAUCUGCAUCCCAGCAAAUUUGCUGUGGACCACCACAGUGGUGUGCUGCGCCUGCAGGCUGGGGCCACCCUGGACUACGAGAAGUCCCGGACCCAUUUCAUCACCGUGGUCGCCAAGGAUGGUGGGGGCAGGCUCCGUGGGGCCGAUGUGAUGUUCUCAGCCACUGCCACGGUCACGGUCAACGUGGAGGAUGUUCAGGACACGGCCCCUGUCUUCGUGGGCACACCCUACUAUGGCUACGUGUAUGAGGACACCCUCCCGGGCUCUGAGGUGCUGACAGUGGUGGCCAUGGAUGGCGAUCGGGGCAAUCCCAACCGUGUCCUCUAUAGCCUCGUGAACGGAAGCGAGGGAGCCUUUGAAAUUAACGAGACAUCUGGAGCCAUCUUCCUCACACAGAGCCCUGCCCAGCUGCAGAGAGAGAUGUAUGAGCUGUAUGUGCAGGUCACUGAGAUCAGCUCUGCAGGGAGCCCAGCUGCCCAGGCCAUGGUCCCCGUCACCAUCAGGAUUGUGGACCUCAACAACCACCCACCGACAUUCUAUGGAGAGAGCGGGCCCCAGAACAGGUUUGAGCUGUCCAUGUAUGAGCAUCCGCCGCAGGGGGAGAUCCUGCGGGGCCUCAAGAUCACCGUCAACGACUCCGACCAGGGAGCCAAUGCCAAAUUCAACUUGCGGCUGGUGGGCCCAGGAGGCAUCUUCCGAGUGGUGCCACAGACGGUCCUGAAUGAAGCCCAAGUCACCAUCAUAGUGGAGAACUCAGCUGCCAUUGACUUUGAGAAGUACAAAGUGUUAGCCUUCAAGCUCCUGGCCGUGGAAGUGAACACCCCAGAGAAGUUCAGCUCCACAGCAGAUGUUGUGAUCCAGCUCCAGGACACCAACGACAAUGACCCCAAGUUCACCUCCCACUACUACAUUGCCAGGAUCCCCGAGAAUGCCCCAGGGAGCACCAACGUGGUGGCUGUCACAGCAGUGGAUCCAGACACAGGUCCUUGGGGCGAAGUCAAAUACUCCAUCUAUGGGACUGAGGCAGACCUGUUCCUGAUCCACUCAUCCACUGGGCUUAUCUACACCCAGCCCUGGGCCAGCCUGGACGCCGAGGCCACUUCCAGGUACAACUUCUAUGUGAAGGCAGAGGACACGGAGGGAAGGUACAGUCUGGCCGAGGUGUGUGUCACUGUGCUGGACGUCAAUGACCACUACCCCCAGUUUGGAAAGAGCAUCCAGGAGAAGACAAUGGUGCUGGGGACCCCCGUGAGGAUUGAGGCCAUAGACCAGGAUGCAGAGGAACCCAACAACCUGGUGGACUACUCCAUCACCCAUGCCGAGCCGGCCAAUGUAUUCGACAUUGACGCACACACAGGGGAGAUCCGGCUCAAGAACUCCAUCAGCUCCUUGGAUGUCCUGCACAACAUCACUCCCAGCGGGGAGGACUGCACGUGGUCCCUGGAGGUGCAGGCCAAGGACCGCGGCUCACCAUCCUUCAGCACCACGGCCUUGCUCAAGAUUGACAUUACAGACACGGAGACGCUGUCCCGAGAUCCCAUGGCUGCCUUCCUGAUACAGACCAAGGACAACCCCAUGAAAGCUGUGGGUGUGCUGGCCGGCAUCAUGGCCAUCGUCGUGGCCAUCACCAUCCUCAUCUCCACCGCCACCUUCUGGCGCAACAAGAAAUCCAACAAGGUCUUGCCUGUGCGGCGUGUGAUCCGCAAGCGGCCCAGCCCUGCGCCCCACGCUGUCCGUGUCGAGUGGCUCAAGUCCAGGAAGGCCAAAGCUGCAACCAAGUUCAUGCUCAAGGAGGAUCCUCCCAAUGAGAGCGACGACAACCACGGCCCAGUUAGCUCACUGCCCCCUAGAGCUCCAGCUCUGCCUCCGCCUCCCAGUAUGGCACCCGACACAGGUGCAGCCCACUGGACAGUGCCUACAGUCUCUGGAUCCCUGACCCCCCAGCAACCUCAACAAUCACCACCAGAACCCAAGGCCUCGGGGAGCCCCAUCCGGUCAACUCUGGUCUCUGAGCUCAAGCAAAAGUUUGAGAAGAAGAGUAGGGACAACAAGGCUUACUUCUAGACUCUGUCUUGAAGUCUCCUCUCCCCCCAACUCUGUCCACUCUGCUACUGUGUCCUCACAUCCCGCUCCAGAAAGUUACCCCUGUUUUGUACAAUGCUGUGACACCCUCCCCCCCCCCCCUUAUACAGGGCUCUAGACAGGGCCUUGGGCAGACAAUUUCUUGAGCAACGGGAUCCACUUGACAAAUACUAGCCUAUUCCCUAAAUCCUGGACACAGCUACAAUGAUCCCUAUCCCUUAGAGACUGGGAAUUGACAAGGAGCAUCUCCUACUCACUCACCAACCCCAAACCACCCAGACCCUCGUGUCCCGCUGGGAUCUGAAUAACAUUAACCAAGGGGCAGGGUCAGGGCUGCCUAGGACAAGGCCAACUGCCGCCCAGAUCCUGAAACACAGCUAGGGGAAGAGCAGGCAAUGGGGGUCCAGCCCUGCAUAAGGCUGGAGGUGAGUGAGCCCUGCAGCCACAGGAGAGCAAAUGCAGGCAAAGGGAGGGGAAGGAAGCAAUGAAAAUUUGUGCAGAUUGCAGGACCGUGCCUGAAGCUGUGAGCACAGGGAGGCAGUGUACAUGGGGAGAGAUGGCAGGCUCCUGUUGUGCCCGUGUGGGACCAGGGACUCAGAGGCAUGAGAUGGGCCUCCAGUUGGGAAGACCCUGAGCCCAGAAAUUGUCUGAGCUGGAACCACAGUGGUAGCCCCAGAAGCAUCUGGAAGAGCAUCAGGGGCCCUCUGUGAGAGUGCAAAGUGGCAAGAAAGCAACGUGGUUCCUGCAGACCAGCCUCUGGGUGCAGCUCCUCCAAGGACACAUCAGGAGCCUCGCUGCUGCUCUGCAGAGUGCCCGCCAGAAGCGCUGGGCUGGGUGUGGGAGCUGCCACAGGUCCUCAGUAGUCAGAGCUGGCUGCUGACUUGGCUUGAACCACACAUCUCCCAUUCCAUUCUCCUCUCACCACCCCAUGCCACUGUCAGAGAGAACCGGACUGCACAGCAGCACCCAGUCCAAGGCUCUGCUUCACUGAGUUCCCAAGAGAGGAGUGGUUUGCCUGAGGCUGCGCAACAGGUGGGUAGCAGGGAUGGAGUCUGAGCAUUCGAGGCUCCUGGGCGUGUCCCUCCAGCCAGGGCUCUCAUCCUUGGUGUGUGCCAGUCUCCCCAGGACUGAAAUCACCCAGCGCCUCCCCUGAAGGACCCUGCUAUAAGGAGAUCCAGCUGUGUCCACAGAUAGACAAGUGGACUGGUUCUUUGCAUUUUGCCUGCUCUCGCUGAAAACCUGUCUAGGAUGCAUCGGAUUUUUAUGCGAGCAGCUUCUAUGCACGUGUGUUCUUCCUGGUUUCUGAGUCUGUGUUUGGAGGGGUUACUCAGGUGUGCCAGUGUGUAGACCCCCUGCCAGGUGUCUGCAUUUCCCAGCCCAGAUGGUAUUGACUGAGAGGUGUCAGCAGACACAGGUGCUUUGCAGCCAGAGUUUCAGGAGAGGCUGUGGUGCAUCAGGCAUGGCUGCUGCAGGGAACGCAGCAUCCUUAGGACUUGCAUGCAGUCAACAGAACAUCUUGUGUGAAUGGCAAAUAAAAUCCGUUCA
This is a messenger RNA of Lepus europaeus (European hare), 4175 nucleotides long. RefSeq names its product cadherin related family member 1 (gene CDHR1). Gene Ontology annotation, cellular component: catenin complex; plasma membrane; adherens junction. The record is from RefSeq and is a predicted model, not a curated record. The coding region runs from base 24 to 2612 and encodes 862 amino acids. Gene Ontology annotation, biological process: adherens junction organization; multicellular organism development; homophilic cell-cell adhesion. NCBI's taxonomy places the organism in Eukaryota, Metazoa, Chordata, Mammalia, Lagomorpha, Leporidae. The transcript has 17 exons. Gene Ontology annotation, molecular function: cadherin binding; calcium ion binding.